CAAACCUACCCUGCUUUGCUAUAAAGUAUAGUAGACAUUGAAUUUGAUAGCGGGAGAGUGUUUUCUUCUGACGACCCGAGUGUGGAAGAGAGUGCGGUUGGGACGACGCAGCGGCGACAAGAUGAUUAUCCCUGUUCGGUGCUUCACCUGCGGAAAGGUCAUCGGUAACAAGUGGGAUACGUAUCUGGACCUCCUUCAGGCCGAUUACACGGAAGGAGAUGCUCUUGAUGCACUGGGAUUGGUCCGAUAUUGCUGUAGGCGGAUGCUCAUGACUCAUGUUGACCUCAUUGAGAAGCUCUUAAACUACAACACUUUGGACAAAACUGAGUCAGGUUGACCGGAUGGAUGGCUGCUUAUCUGGGAUCGCAACUCUCCGAAGAACAUGGCAUGGAUAGCUAGGGAUUCUCUUGUAAUGAUAUACAUCUAUAUUCUGUUAAUUGAACAUACUAUCGCAGCUUGACUGCAUUGACUUUUUGUUCCACAGUUUAGCUUGUUUAAUUCUAGUUUUUCCUGCCUUCAUCAA
This is a messenger RNA of Macadamia integrifolia, 523 nucleotides long. Its product is annotated as DNA-directed RNA polymerase subunit 10-like protein. Gene Ontology annotation, biological process: transcription by RNA polymerase I; tRNA transcription by RNA polymerase III; transcription by RNA polymerase II. Bases 122 to 337 code for a protein of 71 amino acids. Lineage: Eukaryota; Viridiplantae; Streptophyta; Magnoliopsida; Proteales; Proteaceae. The record is from RefSeq and is a predicted model, not a curated record. The transcript has 4 exons. Gene Ontology annotation, cellular component: RNA polymerase II, core complex; RNA polymerase I complex; RNA polymerase III complex. Gene Ontology annotation, molecular function: DNA binding; zinc ion binding; DNA-directed RNA polymerase activity.